UCACGAAGUAUAUGGAUGGAUGGGACGAUUGUUAUUUUUGCGCUGUGUUCGAUUCGUGUUUUAAAACUGGUGAUAUUUCGUGCGGUCAGUGAACGCAUCGCGAGCAGUGGGGCUGGGCUUGCUGGCACUUUCCCCCCUCAGCGUCUUUCUGCGCAGCAGCAGCAGACGAACGCACGAACGGAGACGCUCUCUCUCAGCUUUGUCAGGGCGGAACCGACGCCUCGCGGAGCCAAACUGGAGCCGGCGGUGGCAUCUGGUUCUCUCGCCGGGCAACCGGCGCCCGAGUGGGGCGGCGCCGAGCGGCAGCCUCCACCCUGGACCGACGAGCUGGCCGGCAUGUCCCGGCACAUCUACGGCAGACACGGGCCAGCCGACGGUGCGCAGAAGUCCGCCUUCCAGGUGAAUGGCGGUACGUACUCCAGGAGGAGUCGGCUGAAGCGAUCGGAUGGCAGCACCACGUCCACCAGCUUCAUCCUCAGACAGGGUUCUAGCGAUUCCCACACGAGCCGACCGUCCGACUCGGACGUUUCCCUGGAGGAGGACAAGGAGGGCGGCAAGCAGGAGCGUGAGCAGCAGGCCCAGCUCCAGCUGGAGAGGGCCAAGAGCAAAGCGGUGGCGUUUGCCGUGAGGACAAACGUCAGUUACUGCGGCGCUCUGGACCAGGACGUCCCUGUGGAAGGCACGGCCGUCUCCUUUGAUGCCAACGAUUUUCUCCACAUUAAAGAGAAGUACAGCAAUGAGUGGUGGCUCGGUCGGCUGGUGAAGGAAGGGUGCGACGUCGGCUUCAUUCCGAGUCCUCUCAAGCUGGAAAACAUUCGCCUGCAACACGACAGCAAGAAAGGACGCUUCCAGGGCAGUCACAACAAGUCCAGCGGGAACUCGUCGUCCAGUUUAGGAGACAUCAUGUCAGGAACCUUCAAGAGUACACCAAACAGUGCAGGGAAGCAGAAACAAAAAGUGGCUGAGCACGCCCCCCCGUAUGACGUGGUCCCGUCCAUGAGGCCGGUGGUCCUGGUGGGCCCGUCGCUUAAAGGCUAUGAGGUGACCGACAUGAUGCAGAAGGCGCUAUUCGACUUCCUGAAGCACAGGUUCGACGGCAGGAUCUCCAUCACCAGGGUCACGGCCGACAUAUCGCUAGCCAAGAGAUCAGUGCUAAACAAUCCCAGUAAGCGCGCCAUCAUUGACCGGUCCAACACCCGCAACGCCAGCAUCGCUGAGGUGCAGAGCGAGAUCGAGCGCAUUUUCGAGCUGGCGCGAUUGCUGCAGUUGGUCGUGCUGGACGCCGACACGGUCAAUCACCCAGCGCAGCUCAUCAAGACCUCGUUGGCACCCAUCCUGGUUCACGUCAAAGUGUCCUCGCCCAAGGUCCUCCAGCGUUUGAUCAAGUCUCGGGGAAAAUCUCAAAGCAAACACCUGAACGUGCAGCUGGUGGCGGCCGAAAAACUUUCCCAGUGUCCUUCGGAGAUGUUUGACAUCAUCCUGGACGAGAACCAGCUGGAGGACGCCUGUGAGCACCUAGCUGACUACUUGGAGGCGUAUUGGCGAGCCACGCACGCCCCAGCACUCAACAGCAUGCCAGCACGCAACCUGAGUGCCGGCGCCCUCUUGCCGUAUCCUGCAGCCGUCUUUCAGGCCCAAUUACGCAAAUGUAACCUCCCGACACCCAACACGAUGUCGCCAGUGGAGCGUCGCAGCAGCCUGAUGCCAGCUGACCAAAACGUGCAGAAUGAGAGGGUUAGGACUGGUCUCCACCGGAUCUCGUCGGGUUCCCAGCCCAGCUGCGACCAGUCUCCUCUGGUGAAGGAGGAGCCGUACCUCCAAGACCCCUACCAGGACUCUUAUCACCCUCAUCGCAAGCCAGGCCGCAGGCUUUGAAUGAAAGCCCCUUGUACAAGAUAAUGAUAGCCUGUGGAAUGAUAGUCUUGAUACAGUAAUAAAGUAUGUUGUUAUAUAGAUACUAUUUAUUUUCUUAGCAAUAUAACGCAGAGCAUGUUUUUUUUUAUAUAUAUAAAUAUACAUACAGUAUAUAAAUAAGCACAGCAAAGUGACAUCAUUGGAGUGUUUUUAUAUAGAAAUACGCUUACUGUUGACUCAUUUGGACAAUUACCAAGUUGUAGGCAUUAAUAUUCGUCUACAGUGGCACCUUGAUUUACAAGUUUAAUCCCUUCCACGCUCGUAACUCAAAUCAUGUGUAUAUCAAAUCAAUUUUCCCCAUUGAAAUGAAUGGAAAUCCCAUUAAUCCGUUCCAGCCCCCCCCCCCCCCCCCCCCCCCACACAUACACAAAAAACUCUCCAAAAAAUGAAUUUUUUUUAACUAAGAAAAAUAACGCUCUACAGCAGUGCUUCUAAAUUUUUUUACACCAAGUAGCACCCAAAAAAGUAAUUGCCGUUCCAAGUCGCACUAAAAUGAGCAACAUUAAAAUACAGGUGCCUAGUAGGCCUAAAUAGUUAUCAAUAAUGAAAGAGGUUGUGUUCCAAAGUUUACAAUAAAACAAAAGACUUUCCAAAGAAUUUUCCAAGUAUGAAGUCCAAAUUUUAUGUGAAAAACAUCAAAUGAUACAGUCAUAAUGUUAAAAGAAAAAACAACACAUUAUAUGCCAGUUGUGAUAUAAUAGGAAAAAGAAAACCCCAAGGCUUACAGGAAUGAUUAAAAAAAAUUAAGAAUGAUCAGAAUACUACAAGACAUAUCAAAAAAAAUUACAAGAAAAAAAAGGUUAUAACUACAGCAACAUCGUUGGUAGUUUUGUUAGCCCAUCAAUGGCGUUUUGUAUUGUGUGUUAGCAUUAAGCGAAGACAAAGUUAUGAAGUUUGGUUAAAUGCAUGUGUAAUUCUCUUUGUUUUAAUCAACUGGGAAAGGCAAGAAACAGCUUGAAAGCUCUUUUGAACAAUUGUUUACUAUCUGCCAAACUGCUUUGUGAAUUUCGCUGACACCAUACCUAGUGCGCUUAACUCAAAUUUUCGCUCGCAACUCAAGACAAAAAGUCGUUGAGCAAUGACUCGUGUAUUGAAAACUCCUAAGUUGAGGUGCCACUGUAUUCAUGUACUGUGUAUUCACUGAGUAGCUGCACCAAGGAUGGUUAAAAUGUCACACUGAACAGAAAUACUGCACUAGAAUUAUGCUAAUAAAACUGUAAUAUAAUGAGAA
This is a messenger RNA of Phyllopteryx taeniolatus (common seadragon), 3145 nucleotides long. RefSeq names its product calcium channel, voltage-dependent, beta 4a subunit (gene cacnb4a). Gene Ontology annotation, biological process: neuromuscular junction development; chemical synaptic transmission; calcium ion transmembrane transport. Gene Ontology annotation, cellular component: voltage-gated calcium channel complex. The record is from RefSeq and is a predicted model, not a curated record. Bases 16 to 1875 code for a protein of 619 amino acids. Gene Ontology annotation, molecular function: protein binding; high voltage-gated calcium channel activity. The transcript has 14 exons. Lineage: Eukaryota; Metazoa; Chordata; Actinopteri; Syngnathiformes; Syngnathidae.